AUAUCCGGGCAUUUCAGAUUCGACCGUCGACGGGGACAGAUAUUGUUUCGAUAAAGUUUGUCUUCAUUUUUCUUCAUGUUAAUUUUGAUUAUUAUCAUUUGAAUCGAUGCUGCUUAAAAUUACAAUAAAUUCUUUUGUAAUAAUUGGCAAUUUCGAUUCCAAUUACGUGGAAACGGGUAAAUUACAACCGAACAUAGGAAGCUUACUUCAAACGAUGUCUGCUUCUUAACUUUUGCAAGUCAGUAUGCGACCAUUGUAGAAAAAGAAGGUUGUGUGAAUUGUUCUCGGCAUUUUUGGUUUUAACAAAAUUAUAAGGCAAAUAUGGCAUCCGCGAUGGACGUCGAAGAAGAAGAAAUUGAUUUACCAACAUCUAGCAGUGGAAAAGGGGAGAAAAAACGUUUCGAAGUGAAAAAGUGGAAUGCUGUUGCACUGUGGGCUUGGGAUAUUGUCGUUGAUAAUUGUGCUAUUUGUCGUAACCAUAUUAUGGACCUUUGCAUUGAAUGUCAAGCAAAUCAAGCAUCCGCUACAAGUGAAGAAUGCACAGUUGCAUGGGGAGUUUGUAAUCAUGCUUUCCACUUCCACUGUAUUUCUCGAUGGCUAAAAACAAGACAAGUUUGUCCACUCGAUAAUCGUGAGUGGGAAUUUCAAAAGUAUGGUCAUUAGAUAUAUUUUCUCUUCUCAGAUGGAACCUUAUGUUAAUAAAUAUUAAUGAAGAACUAACACAAAUUAUGGAAGCAAGCUGAGCAAUAAAAACGUUUUAUUUUCAACAGUGUGUUUAUGGAGAAUCUAUUAAAAAUUCAACAACUUAUUUUUA
Molecule: messenger RNA, 814 nt
Organism: Ceratosolen solmsi marchali
Lineage: Eukaryota; Metazoa; Arthropoda; Insecta; Hymenoptera; Agaonidae
Gene: Roc1a
Product: Regulator of cullins 1a
Exons: 5
Coding region: 322-663 (113 amino acids)
Molecular function (GO): zinc ion binding
Source: RefSeq, a predicted model, not a curated record